AUGGCCGGAUAUGCUCUGAAAAGGUUGAUGACAGAAUAUCGAGAGCUGACAUUGCACCCUCCAGAUGGAAUAUUAGCAGCGCCAGUUGACGAGGAAAACUUCUUUGAAUGGGAGUGUUUGAUCACCGGACCAGAGGACACGUGUUUUGCCAAUGGAGUAUUCCCAGCCCGGAUUUCUUUCCCACAAGAUUACCCACUGAGUCCACCGAAGAUGAGGUUCACCUGUGAUCUCUUCCAUCCAAACAUUUAUCGUGACGGUCGUGUUUGCAUCUCGAUUCUUCAUGCACCCGGGGACGAUCCGACUGGAUACGAAACAAGUAGUGAGCGUUGGUCACCUGUUCAAAGUGUUGAGAAAAUUCUUCUCUCCGUAGUUAGCAUGUUGGCAGAACCAAAUGAUGAAUCGGCGGCCAACGUCAACGCGGCAAAAAUGUGGCGCGAGGAUCGGGUCAAGUUUAACCAAAUUGCCGACAAUCUUGUGAGGAAAACGCUGUGUCUACCAUUAGCCGACUCG
Molecule: messenger RNA, 510 nt
Organism: Mesorhabditis belari
Lineage: Eukaryota; Metazoa; Nematoda; Chromadorea; Rhabditida; Rhabditidae
Source: the annotation of a GenBank genome assembly